CAAAAUCUAAGGGUAGUUCGCCAGUUUCUGUCGUACAGUUGCACGCGGCGGCUCGCCCGCUAUACCUCGGCCGUGGUUAGACCAAAAACAAAUAUUGUUGACACGAAAUAUUUGAUGACAGUGUAGUUUUUAAAGGACUUUCAGUGUGUGUGUCCGAGUUAUGUUCUGUCGAGUACUGUGCCUGUGUUGAUACGGAGGAAACAAGAGCUGAUUUUUUAGACAGGCCACCAUAAAAUGAAGCAGUAACUCCCAAGAUGGACUCGCCCGUAUCUUCGCAAGACGAUCGAGAUAUUGAAGUAAACGUGGUAUCAGGAGCCAGCAGUCCUGACAUCACAUCUUCACCUUCUAGAAAAGAUCAGAAGAGUCCCUUCUAUGAAUUAAAGAAGGACAAAGAAGAAAAAGCAACCGGCAGUGCGCCUUACACUAGUUUUUCUAUCAGUUCGAUUUUGAACCGUGCGGAGCCGAGAAGAGAGUCCAAUGUCCUGGAAGCCGCGUUGGCAGCUAAUCAUUUCGGGAAUGCGAACGAUGCUAUGUUGUCCAGAUUGGGUCUCAUAUCUCAAUGGAGCGCUCUAGCAGGGAGGUAUGGCGGUUUGGUGCCCGCUCCGUGGUACUGGCAAAGACCUCAAGACAGAACCACUCCUCCAAGAGAAGAUUCCACAACCAACGAGGAAGGCUCAGCAGGAGGAUCCCCUCGGAUCAGGAGUCCAGCUCGAGCUCCCACUCCUCCCUCCCCGUCCCGUUCCUCCCCUCGCUCCCCACGUCUCCAUCCAGCCCUCUACCCUCAACAACCAGACGUCCAAGACUCAGAUCCAGACGUAGACGAAAGCGACGACUUCGAUAAAGACGAGAAACGGGACCCUAACGCCAAUCUAGGCAAACGAAAGAAGAAGACCAGAACCGUCUUCUCAAGAUCCCAGGUCUUUCAACUAGAACAGACGUUUGAUAUGAAACGAUACCUUAGCAGCUCGGAGCGCGCUGGUUUGGCGGCUUCGUUGCAUUUAACAGAGACGCAGGUGAAGAUCUGGUUCCAGAAUAGAAGGAAUAAAUGGAAGAGGCAGCUAGCUGCAGAACUAGAGGCUGCUAACAUGGCUCAUGCAGCGCAGAGAUUGGUUCGCGUUCCAAUCUUGUACCAUGAGUCGCGGCCGACGUCGAUGCCUCACACGCCGAUGCCGUUGCACCCGCAGUUCAACGAUGGCGUCGGAGGGGUUUACUUUCCUUCCCAAGCUCCUCAGCAGCUGCAGCCCCUCCCGGCGUCUCCUGUGACGUCCAGGGCUCCGCUGUCCAGCCUCGUGUAGUGUUCGCUUGAGCCCGCACGCUCAGAAGAGGGACAUUAUUGAAUGUGAUCGUGCGGGACUAGUCAUGUUCAGAGUGUUAUUGCCAAAUCGUUCAAAUGUAACUUUAUGUAUAGGUUCGUGUUGGGACGUGUUGCGGUGGGUUCGGGUAAGAUAAAGAUAAUUGUGGUCAUCGUGGUUUGUGGCUUAAAGACGUCUGUGAAGUGAUAGACGUUAGUGAUUGUGUUCUAGGAGUAUGGUAAUGAUAAUGACUGUAAAAAUACAAAGAUUGUCUUUAAUAUUAAGUGUAAAGGUUGCUACAACAAAGAAAAUUGUGGUACGUACUCUUAAAUGAAACGUCAUUUUGACAGAUGCGACAAUGACAGUGACAUUGACAGCUAGCAAAGUAAGCAAAGGAAACAUGUUAUAAAUCCUAUUGUUUAAAGGUUUUAAAAAGUUUCUGUGGUCGCACAUCGAUAGUCUAGUCAGGUAACUUGUUGAAUUAAAGCUGGUGGCCACGGUGAAAGGUUUUAUUACCAAGUCUCCAUUGUUUGAGGCCCUAAUCUUAUCCGAACACGCCCCAACCAUUUUAUUUACGUGCUAGAUAAAUUGCAACGACGUAGUACUACGUUCUAUAUGCGCUAUAAGAUACAAAAGAGGUUUUAUUGUUUUUAGUCGUCAGGUUUUUUUUCUCAUACUUUGAAUGCACAGCACAUCAAGUCAUUAAGUUAUUUA
Spodoptera littoralis (African cotton leafworm) is the source of this 2006-nucleotide messenger RNA. The record is from the annotation of a GenBank genome assembly. NCBI's taxonomy places the organism in Eukaryota, Metazoa, Arthropoda, Insecta, Lepidoptera, Noctuidae.